This is a messenger RNA of Pseudomassariella vexata, 249 nucleotides long. RefSeq lists its product as uncharacterized. NCBI's taxonomy places the organism in Eukaryota, Fungi, Ascomycota, Sordariomycetes, Amphisphaeriales, Pseudomassariaceae. The record is from RefSeq and is a predicted model, not a curated record. The coding region runs from base 1 to 249 and encodes 82 amino acids. The transcript is spliced from 2 exons.
AUGCCUCUUGUCGUUCCAGGAAUCACCAGCACUGGCUCUGGAGACAAGACCGAGGAGUGGUCCAACAAGCUCGUCGGCAAGAAGCUCUCAGACGAGUUCAAUGACGAGACGAAUUUCUGCAAGAAGGAUCUCCCGCAACAGUGCCGUGUCAUUGAACCGGGAAUGAUGGUCACCAAGGACUUCCAGCCCGAAAGAUUGAAUGUCCAUCUCAAGGAUGAUGGCACCGUCAGCCACGUUCAGCACGGUUAA